UUUCCUGAAACAGAUUUACUUUCACUUCUGUCGUCUUUCACAGCGCGGCAGAUCCAGACCGACUUCAGCUAAACUGAAGGCUCUUCAUGCAGCAGAUGCUCUUCAGUUGUCUGACGGUUCCAGCACUGUGACAUUAUGGCGACUGCAGCAUCAGAUCGGCCUCCACUGAAGCGCAGCAGCAGCUUUCCUUUCCUGCCACCUGACAUGUCUGAGCUGAGGGUUGUUCUGCUGGGGAACAGCUGGUCUCAGAGGAGUUCAGUGGGGAACUUCAUACUGGAAGAGACUGUGUUCGACACUGAGGGAGAACCAGACCGCUGUCUGAGAGUUGGAGGACAGUUAAAGGACAAAAAAAUAGUUCUCAUCAACACACCUGAUCUGCUGCAUCCAAACAUCUCUCAACACAAACUGACAGAGCUGAUAGAAAACUGUGUGAGACUCUCUGAUCCUGGACCUCAUGUGUUCCUGCUGGUUCUGCAGCCUGAAGACUUCACUGAGCAACACAAACAGAGGCUCUGCAGCUUCCUUCAACUCUUCAGUGAUCAAUCACUUGAUCAAUCACUGGUGCUGAUAUCAACACCCAGAGAGGAGAGUCCAGGUUUGAUGGAAAAGUAUCAGCAGCAUCCUCCAUUAAAGGACAUGAUCAGACAGUGUGGCUACAGGUUUCUGUGGCAGAAGAAUGUUGACCUUCCAGAGCUGUUAACACGUUUGGGUCAAAUCGUAAAGGAGAACAAUUGUGAACACGUCAGCUAUGAAGCAUUUGCAGACACAGCAUCUACUUUAGCAGCUGAUCAUCAAAGCCCACAACAAGCAGAAAGACAGACUUCUCUCGUGGCUGCUGUUAAAGCUGCUGGGUGUCACGGAGUUAAAACACUCACUGAGAAAGUCUCACUCUCAGGGAGAAACCCUCAAACUGACACAUCUGGAAUCAGGAUUGUGCUGCUGGGAAAAAGUGAGGACAAACAGACAAAACUUGGUAACUUCAUCAUCGGGAGCGAAGCUUUUCAUCGCCAGAGAAUUUUCCCAACCAGACAAUGUGUGUCUGCCAGUGAAGAGUGGAGAGGAAAUCCUGUCACAGUGGUGAAAACUGCAGAUAUCUUCAGUCUGUCUGUGGAGGCAGUCAGAGAAGAUAUGAAGAGCUGUGUGACUCUUUGUCCUCCUGGACCAAAUGUUCUUCUGCUGUUAGUGAAACCUUCUGAUUUCACAGAGAAGAACAGACAAACACUGAAGUUCAUCCUGAGUCUGUUUGAUCGAGAUGCUUUUAAACACUCGAUGGUCGUCGAGACAGAUGAGGGGAAUGAAGCAGCUGUUAGACGACUCCUUAAAGACUGUGGAGGAAGACGCUACAACAUGGCUGAAGACAACAACCACACACUGUUAAUGGAGAAGAUUGAGAACAUUGUGUAUGAAAACAAAGGAAGCUUCCUCACCUUCACUGAAGAGACCACCAGACCAGCUUUAAACCUGGUUCUGUGUGGGAGGACAGGAGCAGGGAAGACUUCAGCAGCCGAGGCCAUUUUAGGUCGGACAGCGUUUCAUUCAGUCUGCGACUCAUCAGAGUGUGUUAAACAUCAGGGAGAGGUGUGUGGACGUCGGCUUUCCCUGCUGGAGCUGCCUGCCUUGUCUGGAAAACCUCAGGAGGCAGUGAUGGAGGAAGCAUUCAGGUGUGUCUCCCUCUGUGAACCUGAGGGCGUCCAUGCCUUCAUCCUGGUCCUACCUGUGGGUCCCCUCACUGAUGAAGACAAGGGAGAGUUGAAGAUCAUCCAGAACACUUUCAGCUCUCGAGUCAAUGACUUCACCAUGAUUCUGUUCACUGUGGAGUCAGAUCCUACAGCUCCAGAUGUUGUGAACUUUGUCAGAGGAAACAAAGACAUUCAGGAUCUCUGUCGGAGCUGUGGAGGAAGAUAUGUUGUUCUCAACAUCAAGCAGCAGAUCCCAGAGCUGCUGGAAGCUGUGGAAAAGAUGACAGCUGAAGGAUCCAAAUGCUUCACAAAGGACACGUUCACCAAGGCUCAGAUGGAGAAGGUUGUAGAUCAGGAGAACACUAAUGCAAGACUUAAAGCUGAACUGCAGGAUGUGAAACGGAGGACUGUGAUGAGAGGUGAUGAUGAAGGUCAGAGCAGAGAGCGUCUCAGGAUGGUGCUGAUCGGGAAGACUGGCAGUGGGAAGAGUGCAACUGGAAACACAAUUUUGGGCAAAAAGCGUUUUGAAUCUAGUGUCAGCUCAAAGUCUGUGACCAAGUUUUGUGAGAAAGCAACAGGAGAGAUUGAAGGUCGGCCUGUUGCUGUGGUCGACACCCCUGGCCUGUUUGACACGACUCUGUCCAAUGAGAACAUUCAACAGGAACUUGUGAAAUGCAUCAGCUUGUUGUCUCCUGGACCUCAUGUGUUCUUACUCGUGAUGCAGAUCGGUCGCUGCACACAGGAGGAGAAGGAAGCUGUAGAACUGAUCAAGAAAUAUUUUGGCAAGAAUUCACAACAUUUCAUCAUCGUCAUAUUCACAAGAGGAGAUGAACUGGACGGUCAGUCAUUUGAGAGUUACCUAGAAGACUGUGAUGACUUUUUAAAAAAACUGGUGAAUGACUGUGGAGGAAGAUACCAGGUCUUCAAUAACAAAGACCUCACAAACCGCACACAAGUUAGAGAGCUGCUGACCAAGAUCAACAGAAUGAUGGAGGAAAAUGGCGUCAGCUGCUACACCUCAGAGAUGUUCCAAGAGGCCGAGGCAGCGAUACAGAAGGAAGUGGACAGGAUCCUGAAGGAGAAAGAGGAAGAAAUGCAGAGACAGAAGGAGGAGCUUCAAAGAAAACAUGAGGAGGAAAUCGAAGCAGUGAAGAGACGAAUGGAUCAACAGAAAGCUGAAAUAGAACAGGAGAGAAAACUGAAAGCAAAACAUCUUCAAGAACUGGAGGAAAACAUGGAGAAGGAGCGUGACCAGAGAAGGAAAGAACAGGAGAAGAGAAAGGAGGAAGACAAGGAAAGGAAGAGGCAGGAAGAACUUCAGCAACAAGAGUGGGAACAAAAACAUAAAGUUCUGGAGGAAAAAAUAAAGUCAGAGUCGAAGGAAAAGGAAACUAUUGACAGACAGCUGGAGCAGAGUAGAGAAGAGAUGAGAAAGAAACGAGAAGAAUGGGAGAAGGAAAGACAAGAGUGGUGGGAGAAACGAUAUCAAGAGGACGAACAGAAACGUCAGAAGGAGCAAACAAGACUUAAAAAGCUCCAAGAAGAAUAUGAGCAGGAAAAAGAAAAACAUGAAAACAAAAGAAAAGAAGAUCAAAUCAGAAUAGAAGAGGUGGAAAAGGAGAGAAAAGAAUUAGAGGAAAAGUAUAAGAAAGAAAUAGAGGAAAUGAAGAAGAGCUACGAAGAGGAGGCCAGAAAACAAGCCGAAGAAUUCAAUGAUUUUAAAAAGAAAUACACGGAGGACUUUGAAGCAUUGGUAGAGAAACACAUGGAGGAAAUACAGGAACUGAAGCAAAAGCAUGAGACACAAAUAAAAGACGCAGAGGGGAAGCAUGUCAACGAGUACAAUCUGUUACAAAACCUCUCAAGUCACAAAGAAAAAGAGCUGAAAAAACAAAUGGGGGAGUUGAAGAAAAAGCAUGAACAACAAGUAGAAGAGCUGAAAAGAAAAUACGAAAACAAGUGUAUCAUCAUCUGAACUCCUGAUCGUUAUCGUGUUAGCAGAUGGAUCAUUUAGCAUCAUUCAGCAGUCUGUUGAACACAUUCAUCACGAACAGAUAUUUGAACUGAAAGCUUUAAGAAUGCUUGCUUUGUCUCCGUGUCAUAUCGACUGUAAGUAAUUUCAAUAUGAUCAAUAUAUCAUAUAUCAAAAUAUUUAGAGUCUAUUGUUAUUCGACCACCAGAGGGCGCCCUGUCUCUAUGAGUAGGUUUGUUCUUGCUGACAGGUGAUUCCUGUUCAAUGAGCUGCAGCUGGACGACUGCUCCUCACUGCAGUGAGAACAUACAUCAUGAUUCCUAUUCCUCUUAACAUCAUUUAUAAAAUUCCUUCUAGUACCAGUAUCUGUUAAUCAUUAUUUCAGGAUAAGUUAGUAUGGGUUCUUUUGCACAAAACUGUGUAUUUAUAAUGUAAGUUACAUAUUUCUAUAGUAUAUCUGUAUGCACACACACACACACACACGCUGCACCCAGAAAUACCAGAUUACUUGUCUGUAAAGCUACAGCAUAUGUGUCCCACUUGCAGCCUUUCUGAAAAAAUACACUGACAGGAAUCCCUGAGUCCUGUGUACUGACUGACACCUCACACAAACACACACAGUCACAUGGCUGAGAUUCAGAUUCCAUUACUGACGCUGAAAACAGAAGAAGGCAAAGUAAUCUACUCACAAGGUCGAUUUAGCGUCUGUCCUGGAUCCUUAGAUUGAACCACAUGAUCUUCCUCAACAGAUUGGUUGUCAUGGAGAUGUAGAUGUCACAUAGUGCUUAGACAACCAGCUUCUUGCAUCCUAUCCAAAUACUAACAACAAAUAUACCAAUUAAAUAUUCAUAAACUCACACAGAUGUAUAUACUAUUGUGACAACUCCUCCCACUCCUUUGUUUGUGCCUCACUCUCUUUUUGUUUGCAGCCUCUGAGAGCUGUUCAGGGGUGGAGCUGAGGAGUGUCACCUGCUUUAAUCUGGGUGUGGCCUUUCAGAAAGCAUAAAAGCCUGCCUUUCUGAUUGCCCACUCUCUCACUCACCCACUGCGAGGCCUGCACCAGCCUGUGUAGCCAUCUCUGUUUGGUUUGCUGCAGAAUUCAACAUUUGCCACACACAUUCUCACCCAUCCACACACCGCUGACACAACUGAUUAUGCUCCAUUUUACACACUCCAUAUUUAUACCAUUUUGAUGGACACUUUUGUUAAAUAAAUAGUGAUCAGAACUGGUA
Chelmon rostratus (copperband butterflyfish) is the source of this 4883-nucleotide messenger RNA. RefSeq names its product GTPase IMAP family member 8-like. Gene Ontology annotation, molecular function: GTP binding. NCBI's taxonomy places the organism in Eukaryota, Metazoa, Chordata, Actinopteri, Chaetodontiformes, Chaetodontidae. The coding region runs from base 136 to 3654 and encodes 1172 amino acids. The transcript is spliced from 6 exons. The record is from RefSeq and is a predicted model, not a curated record.